GAAAUUAUAAUUAUUCUAUACAAUUUUUAAAAAUUAAUUCUAAAUGUGUACUGUUUGAAGAGACGCCAUGGUAGUUUGAAUCGUGCGGUCGUUACAAACGAGUUCCUUUGUAAAACUUUCAUUUUCUACUUCUUUAAUAAAUAUCUAUAUAAAUGUAAAAACAGUUGUUUGUUUCAUAACUUUUCAUUUUAUAAGAAACAUAAUUUUUUCGUACAACAUCAAGUGCUAGAUAUACUCUCUAUUGUUUAACUACCUGUUGAAUUCAAAUUUUGAAACAGGUAGCUUGUUAGCCGUCCAAAAUGUAUAGCUGCAGCGAAAAGAUAAAUGUUGAUUAACAAUGUUGAAAAUAAUGGGAAAAUAUAAAAUAAUUACCUUUCUGUUUCUUCCCAUUCCGGUUUUAUUUGCAAUAGAUGGAAAUGCAGUAUUGAGGGAAUUGGGGGAGAAACAGUAUCAAAUGAUUAAAGCAAAAUCAUCUUUGUCUCAACAUGGAACAUGUUGGCAUAAUGCUAUUCAAAGAAUGAAAGUUAGCUGUAGCAAUUUGAAUGACCAAGAACAUUCAUUAAUGGCUCUGAAACUAGCAAACUGUUUCUUAGAAGAUUCUGGUCAUACAAAUUACAAUUGUCAUGACAUAAGUUCAGAAAAUCAACGCAGAACUUGCAUCAAUAAUAUGUCAGACAGAGCAUUUAAUGUAUAUAAUGAAUUCUAUAUACAUACUACACACAUGUGCUUUUAUCUGAAUUAUGAAGCUUGGCAAAUUGAGACUGAUAAUACCAUUAAAGAAUUAUAUCAAGUCUCUUCACGAAUGAAGGAGCAAUUAUUAGAAGCCUCAGAAAUGCAAGGUGCAAUGCUUGAAAGUCAGAAGCAGAGUCUCAAAAUGCAAAAUAAACUUUUAGACCAUGGUAAAGAGCUUGGCACCAUAUUGAAAUCUUCAUCUGAAAGUGUUAGUAAUAUGGCUAAGGACUUUAAAGAAACAGCAAAAGAUCAAAGAGAAUUAUUGUUUCAAAUCUUUUCUUAUAUACGUACUUUUCAAGAUUGGAUCAUGGGAGAAGUUUCUUGGUUUCAAUCUAUUAUGUAUUAUACAGUUAGUUGUAUCAUGUGUGCAUUGUUUAGUUCUUCUAAAAGAACCGUGGAUGCCAGAAUAACACUUUUUACGAUUCUGAGUUUAAAUGUUAUAAUAGAACGAAUGUUGGUUCAGUAUUAUAAUAAUGUUAUACCUCAUUCCAAUGAUAAGGAAACCUUGAUCAGCACAACAUGGAUAUAUAGGAAAGUAGCUCUCACACUUUGUGCUGUUACAUUAUUUUGUACAUAUUAUUAUUAUAAAGAUGAACAAGUAGAAAAUUAUAAAGCAUUACAACGAAUUGAACAUCAAUUGAAUACCAUAAAAGAAGUUGCUACUUGUGUCACUGAACAACCAAUUCGUUAUUCUACUAGAUUGAGAGUAAAACAAUUACAAGCACGAGCAAAGGAACAAGCUGAAAUAAAAACUUUUCCACAAUGAAAGUGAAAUGUAUUUUAUAUACAGUAUCAUACAAUAGCAAUUAAGAAUGAUGAUAAAUCUUUCAUAUCUAAUAAUUUAAAAAUAUUUCUAAAUAAAUU
This is a messenger RNA of Megachile rotundata (alfalfa leafcutting bee), 1596 nucleotides long. RefSeq lists its product as uncharacterized. The record is from RefSeq and is a predicted model, not a curated record. Lineage: Eukaryota; Metazoa; Arthropoda; Insecta; Hymenoptera; Megachilidae.